Molecule: messenger RNA, 2095 nt
Organism: Apis laboriosa (Himalayan honeybee)
Lineage: Eukaryota; Metazoa; Arthropoda; Insecta; Hymenoptera; Apidae
Product: pickpocket protein 28-like
Exons: 12
Coding region: 1-1983 (660 amino acids)
Biological process (GO): sodium ion transmembrane transport
Cellular component (GO): membrane
Molecular function (GO): ligand-gated sodium channel activity
Source: RefSeq, a predicted model, not a curated record
AUGAAUAACAACCAAACGAUUAAAGAAAUCGAUGCAAUGUCUAUUAAAAUUUAUCGGGGUUAUUUAAAAUCACAAGACGAGGACAAGAUAAAAUCAAUCGAAACCAUUUAUAAAACAACCGAUAGAGCAACGUUGAAUUAUCUAAGAAAUCACAAUCCUAAUAUACCCUAUUCUAUCAACACUGUACAUCUACAGAAUCCAUAUAAACAAUCUUUUAGAUUGGAAGGAUACGCUACUGAAGAAAAUUUUAAAGUUCGACCAACCUCUUUUAAGAUUAUGUAUCGAUCAAAGGAUACGACAUUAAGAUCACGGUAUAACAAGAACGCGUUCUCCAGAAAGGAAAGUCCUAUGACGCAACAUUACGAUCACGAUGACGAUAAAAAUACAAAUAAAAUUGAAAGGCAAUACUCAAAGAAUAUUAGAACUGCUAUGAAACAAUAUUGUAUGAAUAGUACUCUUCAUGGCUUACGUUAUAUUGGAGAUUCAAAUUCGACAAUUGUUGAGAGAAUUUUCUGGAUAAUUUCGUUUACUCUAGCAGUUUUAACUGCCGCUUAUUAUAUUUGGUACUUAUAUCAAAAAUGGGGAUCAUCGCCCAUUAUCAUUGCUCUUAGCCCAGAACCAAUGUUAUUGAACGAAUUUCCGUUCCCUUCGGUUACCAUUUGUAAUAUGAAUAACGCGAAAAAAGAUGAGGCAAUUCGUAUAAAUUCUGGAAAUAUUACACGAAAGAAACUAUUAUUGGAGGAUAUGUGCAAAUUUGAAAAUAGUUCGAUGAUUUUCGAUUUCGAUGAGAGCGCGAUAACUUGGGACAAUAUUCUGCAUUUCAUGAUCAAUGUGACACAAUCCUGUUCAGAAAUGUUGCAUUUAUGCAAAUGGCAUGGAAACGUCACUGAUUGCGAGAAAAUAUUUAAUCCUACUUUGACAGAUGAAGGAUUAUGUUGCAAUUUCAAUUCAGUUCAUAGAAAAUAUCUAUUUUAUAAUCCACGAGAUUGGUCCGACCUCAACAUGACGUUCCCAUUUAACAGCAUUGAUUGGAAUCCUGAAAUCGGAUACGAUGCAAAUGUAUCGUCAGAUUCUAUACCAUGGAGGCCCUAUAACGCUGGACAAUUGUAUGGUCUGACUUUGGUUCUCGAUGUAGACAUCGAUGAAUAUUAUUGUUCAUCCACUACUAGUGUUGGUUUCAAGAUGCUAUUGCAUAAUCCAGUCGAGACACCAAAAAUUGCUGAAUUUGCAUUCACUGUAACCCCAGGUGAAGAGACUAGGGUGAUCAUAACACCUCGGAUAAUGACUGCUAGCAAGUCAAUAAUUUCUAUUCCCUUGAAAAAGAGGAAGUGUUUCUUUACAUUUGAAAGAAAACUACGUUAUUAUAGAACCUACACACAGAAGAAUUGCGUACUUGAAUGUGAAGCAAAUUUUACGCAGAAAAUCUGUCAAUGCGUUCAAUAUUACAUGCCUAAAUCCUCCAAUACACCUAUCUGUGAAAAGAAAGAUGAUAUUUGUGCAACGAAAGCUCGGAAGAUAAUGGAAAUUAAACUUUACGAUGAGGACUUCAGCAUAAAUUCUACAAAUAUUUCUGAAAUACCAAGUUGCAACUGUUACCCAGGAUGCUUCGAAAUUGGUUAUAAUGUAGAAAUCUCACAGAGCAAAUUGAUGUCCGAUCUUAUAAUUCCUGAUAUUUACAUAAAAAAAAGCAAAGAAUAUUUCGCUAAAAACAUGGCGGUGGUUCACCUGUACUUCGUCGACUCUCAAUUCACUAAAUAUAUAAAGAAUGAAUUUAUUGGUUUCACAGAAUUUCUAUCUAGUACAGGUGGCUUAUUGGGUCUCUGCAUGGGCUUUAGUUUCCUUUCUUUGGUGGAAAUCGUUUAUUUUGCGACACUGAAGCUCUGGUGUCGCAUGUAUAAAAACAAACACGCUCCACACGAUAAUAUUUUUCACGUGCGACCAUUCGAUUCGGAUACUAACCUUGUUUAUCCAUUCGUACAUUGAUCUAUUCCUACUCUUCCAUUUUUUUUAUUUUAAUAUCACAAAUACAUAAAAAUAUAUAAAUAUGCAUGAAUCCGGUCUAUAAAAGAAUAGAAUGUUGCUUUAUUUUUAUUAA